Molecule: messenger RNA, 2112 nt
Organism: Molossus molossus (Pallas's mastiff bat)
Lineage: Eukaryota; Metazoa; Chordata; Mammalia; Chiroptera; Molossidae
Gene: ALAS1
Product: 5'-aminolevulinate synthase 1
Exons: 11
Coding region: 49-1980 (643 amino acids)
Biological process (GO): erythrocyte development; heme biosynthetic process; hemoglobin biosynthetic process
Cellular component (GO): mitochondrion; mitochondrial matrix
Molecular function (GO): 5-aminolevulinate synthase activity; pyridoxal phosphate binding
Source: RefSeq, a predicted model, not a curated record
GCCACCCCCCCCGCAGUCACCGGCGCAGGAUCAGUGCACCUCCCGGACAUGGAGACUGUUGUUCGCAGAUGCCCAUUCUUAUCCCGAGUGCCUCAGGCCUUCCUGCAGAAGGCCGGCAAAUCGCUGCUGUUCUAUGCCCAGCACUGCCCUAAGAUGAUGGAGGUCGGGGCCAAGCCAGCCGCUCGGGCCCUGUCUACCUCAGCAGUAGUGCACUGCCAGCGGGUCCAAGAGACCCCUCCAGCCGGUGACAAGGUUAAAACUGCCAACGUCGAGGCUCAGCCGGCUCCGGAUGGAUCCCAGCUGGCUCCAGAUGGCAGGCAGCUUCCCGCUGGACGCCCGGCCCCGGCCCCGGCCCCGAGCCAGGGCGCUGCGAGCAGAUGCCCGUUCCUGGCAGCCCAGAUGAGCCAGCAGGGCAGCAGCGUGUUCCGCAGAGCCAGCCUGGAGCUGCAGGAGGACGUGCAGGAGAUGCGCGCCGUGCGGGAAGAGGUGGCCCAAGCCUCAGGGGACCCCGGUGUGGUCAGUGUGAAGACGGAUGGAGGAGAGCCCGGCGGUUUGCUGAAGAACUUCCAGGACAUCAUGCGAAAGCAACGGCCAGAAAGAGUGUCCCACCUGCUUCAGGAUAACUUGCCAAAAUCUGUGUCCACUUUUCAGUAUGAUCGUUUCUUUGAGAAGAAAAUUGAGGAGAAGAAAAAUGACCAUACCUAUCGAGUUUUCAAGACCGUGAACCGGAGGGCACACCUCUUCCCCAUGGCGGAUGACUACUCGGAUUCCCUCAUCAGCAAAAAGCAGGUGUCAGUCUGGUGCAGCAACGACUACCUGGGAAUGAGUCGCCACCCACGGGUGUGUGGGGCAGUCAUGGAAACUUUGAAACAGCAUGGCGCGGGAGCAGGUGGGACCAGGAACAUUUCUGGAACGAGUAAGUUCCACGUGGACCUGGAGCAGGAGCUGGCCGACCUGCACGGGAAGGACGCGGCCCUCUUGUUCUCCUCCUGCUUCGUGGCCAACGACUCGACCCUCUUCACUCUGGCCAAGAUGAUGCCAGGCUGUGAGAUUUACUCUGAUUCUGGGAACCACGCCUCCAUGAUCCAAGGGAUUCGGAACAGCCGGGUGCCAAAGUACAUCUUCCGCCACAAUGACGUCAGCCACCUCCGGGAGCUGCUGCAGAGAUCCGACCCCCAGGUCCCCAAGAUUGUAGCCUUUGAAACUGUCCACUCCAUGGAUGGGGCAGUGUGCCCGCUGGAAGAACUGUGCGACACGGCCCACGAGUUCGGGGCCAUCACCUUCGUGGACGAAGUGCACGCGGUGGGGCUGUACGGGGCCCGCGGCGGAGGGAUCGGCGACCGGGACGGAGUCAUGCCCAAGAUGGACAUCAUCUCCGGGACGCUCGGCAAAGCCUUCGGCUGUGUGGGCGGGUACGUCGCCAGCACGCGCUCCCUGAUCGACACCGUGCGCUCCUACGCGGCUGGCUUUAUCUUCACCACCUCGCUGCCGCCCAUGCUGCUGGCCGGAGCCCUGGAGUCCGUGCGGGUCCUCAAGAGCGCCGAGGGCCGGGCGCUGCGCCGCCAGCACCAGCGCAACGUCAAGCUCCUGCGGCAGAUGCUCAUGGACGCCGGCCUCCCCGUCGUGCACUGCCCCAGUCACAUCAUCCCUGUCCGGGUGGCAGAUGCUGCUAAAAACACAGAAGUCUGUGACGAGCUAAUGAGCAGACAUAACAUCUACGUGCAAGCCAUCAACUACCCCACGGUGCCCCGGGGGGAAGAGCUGCUGCGGAUCGCCCCCACCCCGCACCACACCCCCCAGAUGAUGGACUACUUCCUUGAGAACCUGCUGGCCACGUGGAAGCGGGUGGGGCUGGACCUGAAGCCACAUUCCUCGGCCGAAUGCAACUUCUGCAGGAGGCCGCUGCACUUCGAAGUGAUGAGUGAGAGAGAGCGGGCCUACUUCUCCGGCCUGAGCAAGCUGGUCUCUGCCCGGGCCUGAGGGGCCUGCCCGCCCCCGCCGGCCCCGCCGUUCGCAUCCAUACAGGCCGGCGUCGGCUUUCUACGCAGAUUAAAUUAUAGCACAUUGUAAUCUGAAGUAAAAGCAUAGUCCUGAAAAUAAAUUCUUGUUUAA